CAGCAGAAGACAGCAGGAGAGGGAUCGAGGAACGAGUGACAGCCGGAGAGUCCGCACAUCGGCGACCCCGGGACGCUGCGGGGCGCGCCCGCCCCUUCAGGUCCUGCUCGGAGCCGCUGCCAUGGGAGAGCCAGCUCUGGGCGCUGGGGAGCACCCGCCGCUGCCGCCGCGCCCGCCUCGGAUCCGCGGCCCCAGCCCCGCGCCCGCAGCCGGCCCGCUGUCCCCUCCCCGGGCUGCAGGGCCGCCUCCACCGCCUUGCCGGCCCGGGCUGUGCCUGUGAUGAGCCGCAGCUCGCCGCGAGCCCUGCCCCCGGGCGCGCUCCCCCGGCUGCUCCCGGCUGUGCCUGCAGCCGCGCCGCGCGCCCUGCUCCCGCCGUGGCGGCGCCCAGGACGCCGCUGGCCUGCGUCCCCGCUCGGAAUGAAGGUGUUCCGCAGGAAGGCGCUGGUGCUGUGCGCGGGCUAUGCACUGCUGCUCGUGCUUACCAUGCUCAACCUCUUGGACUACAAGUGGCACAAGGAGCCGCUGCAGCAGUGCAACCCCGACGGGCCGCUGGGGGCCGUGUCCGGGGCAGCCGGGGCCGCCUGGGCGCCCGGGCCGCCUCCUGCCGCGCCACCCCGCGCGCACAGCCGCUUGGACCCUCGCACUCCGUACCGCCCUCCCGCCGCCGCCGCCGCCGCCGUCGGGGCGGCUUCUGCAGUCGCGGCGGGGGUCCUGGGGGCCGCGGCUCCUCCGGGCAAUGCCUCUCGGGGCGCCGGGGGCGGCGGGGACAAGCGGCAGCUGGUCUAUGUGUUUACCACGUGGCGCUCGGGCUCGUCCUUCUUCGGUGAGCUGUUCAACCAGAACCCCGAGGUGUUCUUCCUUUACGAGCCGGUGUGGCACGUGUGGCAGAAACUGUACCCGGGGGACGCUGUCUCCUUGCAGGGGGCAGCGCGGGACAUGCUGAGCGCGCUUUACCGCUGCGAUCUCUCGGUUUUCCAGCUGUAUAGCCCCGCGGGCAGUGGGGGGCGCAACCUCACCACGCUGGGCAUAUUUGGGGCAGCCACCAACAAGGUGGUGUGCUCGUCGCCGCUUUGCCCCGCCUACCGCAAGGAGGUCGUAGGGCUGGUGGACGAUCGCGUGUGCAAGAAGUGCCCGCCUCAGCGCCUGGCACGCUUCGAGGAGGAGUGUCGCAAGUACCGCACGCUGGUCAUCAAGGGCGUGCGCGUCUUCGACGUGGCCGUGUUGGCGCCGCUGCUUCGAGACCCAGCCCUGGACCUCAAGGUCAUCCACCUGGUGCGUGAUCCUCGCGCGGUUGCCAGCUCGCGCAUCCGCUCCCGCCACGGCCUCAUCCGGGAAAGCCUGCAGGUGGUGCGCAGUCGGGAUCCCCGAGCCCACCGUAUGCCCUUCCUGGAGGCCGCCGGCCACAAACUGGGCGCCAAGAAGGAGGGCAUGGGUGGCCCAGCUGACUACCAUGCCCUUGGCGCCAUGGAGGUCAUCUGUAACAGCAUGGCCAAGACACUGCAGACUGCCCUGCAGCCCCCGGACUGGCUGCAGGGCCACUACCUGGUGGUGCGGUACGAGGAUCUAGUGGGGGACCCCGUCAAGACCCUACGGAGGGUGUACGACUUUGUGGGGCUGCUGGUGAGUCCUGAAAUGGAGCAGUUUGCUCUGAACAUGACCAGUGGCUCCGGCUCCUCGUCCAAGCCUUUCGUGGUGUCAGCACGCAACGCCACGCAGGCAGCUAACGCCUGGCGGACGGCGCUCACCUUCCAGCAGAUCAAACAGGUGGAGGAGUUUUGCUCCCAGCCCAUGGCGGUGCUGGGCUACGAGCGGGUCAACAGCCCCGAGGAGGUCAAAGACCUCAGCAAGACCCUGCUUCGGAAGCCCAGGCUCUGAGAAGGGGGUCCCAGGGGAUCUGAUGCCCUCUGGGGACACCCAUAAAGAGGACUACGUUGUGUUUCAACAAACACAGCCCAGACCCAAGCUGAGGACGCCCACAUAGUCUAUUAUAGAUGUGUAAUAUAAAUAACCACGCGGGCACUUGCUGUCAAUGUUUUGAGUCAGUGAAUUUCAAGGAACACACACACACACACACACACACACACAUGCACACACAUGCACACACUCCUCAGAAAAGGCAAGACUUGAAAGUUCUGACCAGUCCUCCCUCCGCUCCUGUCCCGGUUUCCCCCUCCUCCCCUUUUAUCCCACUUCUUAUCCUUUCCCCCACCUGCCUUCCAUACUGAGGUGGAAUGGUGAUAAAAUCAAGUUCCAGUAACCCAAAUCUUGUUUACAAAAUUUUUGUGGUAUCUGUGAACAUGUAUAAGAGUCAUUAGGAUUGGGGGUGGGCUGGGUGGAGAAAGGGGAAGAGGUCCAGGAACAAAAACUCCCUAGGUGUGAUAAACUGAGCAGGCAUUCUUCAGA
This is a messenger RNA of Castor canadensis (American beaver), 2403 nucleotides long. It is a transcript of the gene Chst2, whose product is annotated as carbohydrate sulfotransferase 2. The record is from RefSeq and is a predicted model, not a curated record. Gene Ontology annotation, molecular function: N-acetylglucosamine 6-O-sulfotransferase activity. Lineage: Eukaryota; Metazoa; Chordata; Mammalia; Rodentia; Castoridae. Gene Ontology annotation, biological process: carbohydrate metabolic process; N-acetylglucosamine metabolic process; sulfur compound metabolic process. Gene Ontology annotation, cellular component: Golgi membrane.